Pelagomonas calceolata is the source of this 5528-nucleotide messenger RNA. The record is from the annotation of a GenBank genome assembly. NCBI's taxonomy places the organism in Eukaryota, Pelagophyceae, Pelagomonadales, Pelagomonadaceae.
AGGAGAGGCCUGGACCUUAGCCGAGCCAUGGGGCGCACCUAGGCGCCCGCACCGGUCGCAAGCGCUCCCCAACAACCCCAGCGCAGCGCCCGUCGGGGCUGCCCAGCGCUGCCGCCCACAGACGCGAUGCACCAGCGCAUGGCCAGCAACGCGUCCAAGGGCCGCCGCCUGAGCGUGGCGGCCAUCACGGGCGGCCGGACCGCCGACGGCCAAGAAACCUUAGAGAGUCGCAUCCGACGGGAGCGCGUCGAGAAGCGCCAGCAGGCGCUGCCCAAACGGGUCGCGAAGCGAAGGCAGACGCAAUUAACCUUAGUGAAGCCGAAGCGGGACGGGAGGGUCGCUACUGGUAAUGCCGAAGCCGUCGUGAAAGAUGAGAUCGUGGUGCGUAUUGAUGCUAUACGUGUCCGUUCUCACGCGGCCAAGAGGUUAUUCCUGCGCGAGGACGACCAGGCCUAUUCGCAGUGCAUCGCGCCGCGCUUUUAUACCAUUCCUGUUUGUGAUUCACCUCGGAAGAAACUGGAUUUGCACGGUCAACCUUUGAAGCGGUUGCAAGAUGAAUACCGAGGGCUGCGGAAAAUUGACCGAGGGGUCAGAAGGAGAAGAAAUGAGCUCUUCGACCAAUUAGAUCAAUGUGCGGAUUUGCUGAGGGUGCUGAAGAAGGAGUUGUUGCUGUUACUAGAUAAAAGGGCGUCGCUCGCGCAGAAACGUCUGGAGCUCGUCGACGAGCUCGGAGGUUGGAAAGGUAGAGAUGCCCAAGGCAAUGCCGCGCUGCCUUCCUCCCUUGUGGAAAGGAAGGUCUCUGGACGGGUGGCGAUGCGCGAGCUGCUCCAGCAGUUGAGUGAUCCAGUGAGUUACGCCGGGGUGCUUGCUACUUCCGGCGAACAAGCGCCAGCUCUACUCGAGUCGAGGAAUCAGCUGCGGCAACACAUCCGGGACGCGCGAUCUUGGCGCGAGCGUCUUAAUGACGACGAGUUCGUCGGCGACUAUUCGACGGAAGAUUCUUCUGAAAGCAGCGAUAGCUCUGAUAGUGAAGGUGGUCAGAACGUUGCUGGAGAAGGUAGACCAUCAGACGACGACAGACAGGCCGCUCGUGAUUUGUUAGUCUUCUGGGACGCCCUCAACCGAUUGGAAGCGGCGCACGCCGGCGAGGCGGUCGAGGCCCCCGUCGGUGUAAGACCGACGCUCGUGGACGUUACGGUGGUCCCGGAGAGCCCAGUGGGUCGUCGACCGGCCGUGCGCUUCGCGGCGGAGUCGAUCCACAGCCAGCCGGCGAGACGGUACACGAUCACCACAGAUCAAGUGAGACCAACCUCAAAAACUGGCAGUAGGGCUGAAAGGCGGCGUCGAAGGGACGAGCCCGAGAUGUUUUCAAGUGAGGUCGUUCAAGAGAAGAAGUCCUCGUGGUUCGGGAGUAGAGCGCCGGCCCCGGCGCCCUCUGUCGUACCUCUACCCCCCAAGCCCGGCCGACCGUCGGCGCGAUCUUCCGUCCGCAUCAGCACAAUAGCCUACAAGGACCAGGGCGUGCCGGCGAAAGUCGCCUUAGAAGUAGCCGAGUCCCUACCCGAUCUAUAUAGAGGCAAGGACGAGCUCGUAGCGCUAUGCCAGUCGCUCUCGAAGAAGUGGGGCAAGAGUCGCUCGACGGUGCCUCUGUCGGCCUUCGCUCCAGCCAAGGCGACGUUGUGGUCCUCGUUGCAGCGCUUCGUGCCGUGGCUCGAACGCUGUCCUUUCGCUGAUGAUUUUUUGUGGGAAUUGAGACACGAACGCACGUUAAAAUUCGAAUCCAGAAGAUCGAAGGCCUUACUCACGGCGAGGAAGAAGGAGCGCGGCGCGGAGCUCGAAGAGGAGGAAGUUCAGGAAGAAAAUAAAGUUCUCAAGAGACGGGAGCGACGCGCGAGGACGAUCCUGGCCCGAGAGAGAAGAGGAGCCACGCUCGUGAAGGAUGCGACGGACGGGAUGCUGCGGGAGCACUUACAUGAUGAAGAGUUCAUGAAUAGCGCAGCGGUGCACGGGAACGACACGCGGGUCAGGCUCGAGGUCCUCGAGCCGGCGUUGCGGGCCCAAUUGAAGGAAGCCGCGGUUCUAAGGACGGCGUUGCGGGCCGAGGUGGCGUGUUUGACGCAGUUCGUGUUGAGUAGAGCGGCCGUGCACGCUCAAAAAAUGUGGCGAGGUAAAUUAGCAAGAGGUGAUCGCAGCAAGGACGGUGCCAAGGACAAGUUGCGGAACUUCACGCUCCAUCAGGCCUACAUGGGUGCGUACAGUGCUUGUGUGCAACUGCAGGGCUGGGGCCGGAUCCGAGUAGCGAAGAAAGUAGCACGAAACGUCUUGUGGUGGCGGCGCUACGAUUGUGCGGUCCGGAUUCAAUCCCAAGCUCGUCGACUGUUUGCUGUACAAAUAGCGUUAAAUAUAAUCGCGGAUCUCGAGAGACGAGCGUUGGCGCGAGCGGUGUUACUAGCGCAAACUAGAAUACGGGGCUGGCGCACGCGAGCGAGGCACGGGGCGCGCACGAGGUACCUCAAGAAGAUGGCUGAGGAUGGAAAACGAGCCUGGGCCGCCACUUGUAUCAAUGCUCAUAGUAGAGCACAUUUAGCCAAGAGACUUAAGUCGAGAAGGAACGUCGAGAGCGAGGUGAAUCAACGAUUACUCAGACUAGCCCACCGCUACCUCAAGGACGGCAAUCUGUGGGCCUUUGUGGAAGCGGUAGAUGCCGACUACCGGCGCUACGAGCGCGACGCGGACGAAGCCAGAAGACGAGAAGACGUCGACGCGGCGACCUUCGUCGAGAAAGUCCUGCAACAGCGGGACCAGGACCACGUCAAGGCCUGGCGCAGUUUCAUGGAGGCUACUAAGAGCAAGUAUGUUGAUGAAUCACAUAGGGAUGAUGGUGGUACUUCACUCAUACCAGGACCUAGGUUACGGUUGCUGUUGGAUGGCCUGGGCUCGGAAGUCACGCCGGAGCAGGAGGCGGCCGCUCGCGCCGCCGUGUCGCCCGUCGAGGCCGGCCAGAGGCACCGGAAGGAGAUUGCCGACACGUACGGCCUGCCGGGCGCGCUGGCGUCACCAGUGACGGGUACGCCGGCGAAGGCGUCGCCGGCACCGCAGGCGUCGCCUACUAAGCGGUCGCCUGGGCCGCCCCAGCGCUCUCCAUCGAGGUCACCGACACGAGGGUCACCAAUCCGCUCCCCCGGCGGCUCGCGGCGCUUCCCGACGGGCAACCCGUACGAGGGCCGCUUCGCGGAGCCGACGGGCGCUUCACCGAUCAAAACUAUGACAGGAAGCAAACCACACGCCUCCUGGGCGCCGGCCUAUCGGUCGAGGAGCAUCAUGGGGUUGGUGAAUGCUGCUGCUCGCGCAGCGGCUGGUGAGGACGGAGACCGCCGCAAGAGAUUACACAGGGACCACUCGACGCCGGCGGGCUUGGAGGCCUUGCUCGAUGUGCCUCGUGGUUUGGACGACGCGCUGGAACCGUUACUACGAGCGGCAGCUUUACGGGCCCACGUGCCCGAGGAGUUUCCCGAGGGCACUACUCCACAAGAGGCCUUUGAAGUGUACAGGUCCUUGCCUCCCUCCCUCAUCAAGUCGAAGCACGAGAUGGACGCCCACAAACGCGUGCCGCGGUGGAUCGCUGCGCUGAGAGCUUCUGGUUUCGACACGGUACGAUCUCUAUGCCCACCUAGACGGUGCCGCGAAACGAUCCUGAACCUGGAGCCCUGGGUGAAGCGCAACGAAGAACCGGGUAGAAGUCCAGACAGAGACGUCGUAUCGAAGCAGGAGCUCGCCACGGUGCUACCUGCCAAACACCUGGCGGACGCCUGUUGUCAAUUACUUAUAGACUUGCAUCAGGUCGCUACGACAUCACUAGCUAGUCAAGGCAUCGCCCAGAACGCCACGGCGGAGAAGUGGCAAGCGAUCGAGAAGGGUAACUUUGAACCCACUGAGGAUAGUGACUUCGAGGAGGCCCCGUCUGAACAGCUGGAUGCCGAUGAUAGGGCAGAAUUAGAAGCGGCCAUGGAGGGGCGAGAAGCGACGGCUCUUGACAGAGCAUUGCGCAAAGAGAAGGAAUUAGUCGAGGUGAAGGUGCGGCCGCCGCUACACCCUGAUGAUGUGGCACCGAAUCCCUCACCUCGAGGACGGGAAGUCCAGAAGCAGAUGCAUCGCGCUACUGGUGCGAUUGACUUGGAGACUAGUUUGGAAGAUGGAGCCAUGAAUGAUCUGAGGAGGGCCGGGGGUGUUGAGGCUCCCGCGAAGCUACUGUUGCGACGAGCUGCUUUUCUCUCGGGCGGUUCACCAUUAGAUGUGUUUGCGGAUCAACUGUUCGGUGCCGAAACACCCGACGAGGAACGUCAAUUAGUGUCAGAAAGGCAUAGGAAAGCAGCGGAGCUGACGGGCGUCCUGGGGACUGAACUGGAGCGAGCGGGCAUUAACGUCGCGCGGGACUUGGCUUCCGCCGACUUAGCGGCCUUCGGGGCGUCGCCUGAUUUGGUGCGACGGGUCGAGGUGCUGUUACGGUUCCUGGCUCCUGGUUCGGCCGUGGGCCGCCCGAAAGGGUUACCGCCGGCCUCGGCCAAUUCCGAGUAUCGGAACGGCCCGCCACCGUCCCGGGGCACGGGCCCGCACAAGGUUCCAGAUGUGCGCGUGCGACCGGUGGCCUUGCCCUACGACCCGCGGUUCCAGCGCGGACCUUUUGAUGCCGCCGGUGCUGGCAGGUUGUUAAAGGGCUGGUCGGAAGGCAGAAAGACGCCCAUUCCCCAUCAUCGAGAGCCGGCGGCCGAAGCAUUUCGAGUGAAGGCGCAGGGCGGCGACGCUCAAGAUUACGAGGUGGCACCGAGUGCCGAGUGGAUCUUUUCUCAGACGACGCCGGCGCCCGCUCCAGUUGCUGAGAAGCGACGGCCUCGCAUCUCCGAUGCCAGGCACGAGCUCGUGCCGUUACAUUUACAACCCCAGGAGUUUGUGGGCGGCCAUAAUCGAAGCGGAAAAUUGCACAAGCGUGUUCUAGAUCGAGCCACGAACUACUUCGCGGGCUAUCAGCAGUAUACGCAAACGAGGCAAUUGUUUCGGGACGAGCCCCGCGCCGUGUACGAGGCGAGAACAGGAGACAUCCAGGAGCCGCCCGGCACCCUAGAAACGUUAUCUGUUGAGUUGUUGCGGAACUCCGCGUUCAGGAACGAGGCGCCCGCUCCCAUGCCGUCCGUGUCGACCGUGAAGACGGCGUCUUCGGUAAUCAGGACGCCUUAUGGGGUCGUCAAGGCGGCCGAAAAACGGAAACCUCGGAGAAGGCCAGCGCCGCGGCGGCGGAGGCCUAGGCCUAUUGAUCCUGAGAAACAGUUGAGAACCUUGAUCGACAAAGUGGAUGCAGCGACUUUGGAUCGUAUUUUGGCCGAGAAGCGUCCUCCGGCGCCGGCUCCCGCGGAAGAGGCAGAGGUGGAAGAAACGCCCGAGUUGCUCGCGCGGCGCGAGGCGCUCUGGAAUCAGAUUCGGAGCGAUUCAGAGGCGCGGGCGCGGGGGGAACCCGUAAGAUGAAGUCUGUGUUU